AUGCGGCUUUUCCCUUUGGCCGCCGCUUGCGUAUCGGCCACGACGCGCUUGGUCUACGACACCUACGAACCAGGCUACGGCCCAGACGGGCCAUGGAACGAGAUAGCUGUCUUUAUCAAUCAGCGUCUGGAGUCAACAAAUUCCGCAGGACCAGUGGUCGCGGUGCGCAUGUGGCCCACGGGAGGCUCACCGGUUGAGCUACUUUCAAAAGAUGUCUCGGGUGUCUACAGUGGAGAGGCAUCCAAAACUGCCGUCAAAUACGAUGGGGGUUUUCAGUACAGCCUUUUGAACCCAUGGCCAACAGGAUAUACCGGGAAGAAAAUGUGGUUCGACACGGUGAAGUUCCAACUUGAGGCAGACUCCAGCGGCCCGAAUUUCAUGGACAUCAAUACCACUAUUCAAGAGGUUUCGGAGCUGGAGGAAACCUACACCGAUCUUUUGUCCGUCGGCGAAUAUAUGCCGAUCCCGGUUGGCAUCCUCGGUCUCGGACAGAAGAUCAACUUUGACAGUGAAGCGGAGAGGAAGAAGCUCGGGUUUCCGCUGUGGAUCAUCGACCAGUUUGUUGAGAGCAAUACGAUUACAGCAAACUCGUGGUUCCUGCACCUGGGCGACAACAGGGCCGAGCAAACCUGCUCGUUUUCUCUUGGAGGCUACGAAAAGAAUCGCGUACUGGGACGAGUGGGUACCUUCGACCUUGAUUCAUUAUUCGGCAUGCCCAAGGCAUUUCUCAUCGACGUUGCGGUCGGUGUCGAGUACGGAGGCUCUCCCUUCCUGUCCGAUCGAACUCUGGGAAGUGUCUGGGACGCAGACAACAUCACAAUCAGCGACAAGGAGCUCGUGAAGCAGUACGGCGGUCCUUCGGACUCGCUCAUGGUUCUCCCGGACGCAGCAUUUCCGUACAUCUGCUUGCCACGCCGCGUGUGCGAUGCUGCGGCCCAAUACCUCCCCGUCUAUUACGACGCCGCCCUGGGCUUAUAUGUAUGGAACACCGCCGACGAGCUCGACCAAGUCAAUCGAAUCAUCAACGCGCCAGCGUACAUGAGCUUUACCUUCUCCGACAUGUCCGCUGAAAACAUAACGAUCAAAGUACCCUUCGCAUCGCUGUUCCUCGAAGUCACGCCGCAGAGAAAUGGUUCGGCAGAAGACGCGAGGUACUGGCCCUCCUUUCUACAGGCUGCUUUCACUGGAUACAACUACGACAGAAAACGGUUUUACAUGGGACAGGCGCCUGGACCAGACGCCGGGCAGAGAGUGCUUGUGGAUGACGAUGCCGACAACAUCAGCUCGAACCCCGCCGAUUCAUUUGCAGCCUCAUGGCAGCGACUAUGGACGGCGAUCGAGUCGAACAACAGCACUAACGCGACUUCGGAUGACGAGGAGGCUAACGGUAGCAAAAGCGCUGGGGAUGGGACGACCGCCGGGCGCACAGCUGGGAUCGUCGUCGGGGCCGUUGCCGGGAUCUGCGGGGCAAUCGGCGGAGGGUGGUGGUAUUUCGGACGCCGUCGCCGACAAGAAAAUGGACGGAACGCCGCUAUUCAUUCCGGAGACGAGUAUCAUGCGAUCGGAGGCAAACCGGAGCUGGAUGGAGAAGGCAUCCCGAUAGCUGAGCUACAUCCUGAAACAGCGAAACGAGAGUCACAGGUGCUGGCGGAGCUGCACUCACCAUCACAUCGGAACGAGCUUGAGGUAGAGAGCAUGGUGUACGAGAUGCCCGCUGGCGAUGUCUCGCCGAGCCCUAGAGAGCAGCCAGCAAGUCAUGAGAAAGGGGAUCAGUCACCUCAGAAGCCAUGA
Messenger RNA from Colletotrichum gloeosporioides, 1791 nucleotides. RefSeq lists its product as uncharacterized. Lineage: Eukaryota; Fungi; Ascomycota; Sordariomycetes; Glomerellales; Glomerellaceae. The coding region runs from base 1 to 1791 and encodes 596 amino acids. The record is from RefSeq and is a predicted model, not a curated record. The transcript has 2 exons.